AUGAAUUGCGAUCGGCCCCGCAAGCGACGGAAGAUCAGCAUGGAGAACGCUGCGUACGAGUUCCACCAGAUCCAGGACGAGGUCAAGAAGAUCGCCCAGGAGAUUCCGGAGAAGGUUUUGGUUGGCAACAGCUAUCACGCAGCGGACGUGCACCAGUGGACGACGGAGAUCUCGUCGCAGUGUUUGAAGGAGCUCAAGGGGGUGGCGAACGGCUCGGCGGGUUUCAAAUACAUCGCGAACUGCACGAUCCUCCAGAAGCGGAACGCCGGCUUCCACACCAACUCGUCGUGCUUUUGGGACGCUGAGCGCGAUGGUGAGUACCGAAGUGUCGAGUCGAAUGGUCUUCGUCGCUGA
Molecule: messenger RNA, 354 nt
Organism: Phytophthora sojae
Lineage: Eukaryota; Oomycota; Peronosporomycetes; Peronosporales; Peronosporaceae
Exons: 4
Coding region: 1-354 (117 amino acids)
Biological process (GO): microtubule-based movement
Cellular component (GO): cytoplasm; cytoplasmic dynein complex
Molecular function (GO): dynein intermediate chain binding
Source: RefSeq, a predicted model, not a curated record